Messenger RNA from Ciona intestinalis (vase tunicate), 1219 nucleotides. The record is from RefSeq and is a predicted model, not a curated record. Lineage: Eukaryota; Metazoa; Chordata; Ascidiacea; Phlebobranchia; Cionidae.
UAUUUUGUAAAAUAGCUGACGCAUAGUUGGUUGCCCUGCUUAUUCAAAGAGACCAAAAUUGCACGAAAAACAAAGAGUCUUGUGUUUUGCUUAAUUUAAAGAUUAAUAAACGAAUUUAAAAAGGUGAAAUGGCAACGGAAAAUUACUUUGAAGUUACUAGCGAUGAAGAAUUUACUCGUAUACACCAGAGUGGCAACGACAAGCCAGUAGUUAUAGAUUUCCACGCAACUUGGUGUCAACCUUGCAAACGUAUCGCGCCAAAGUUCAAGCAACUAUCAACUACAUAUCCACAAGUGUUGUUCAUUAAAGUUGAUGUGGAUCAAUGUACAGAAACAGCUGCCAGUUAUGGAGUCUCAUCCAUGCCUACCUUUAAAUUCGAACUACGUGGUCGAAUUAUUGAUACAAUGUCAGGUGCAGAUCCAACUGCUUUAGCAACCAAAACUGAAAGUCUUGUCAAUUCCGCUGGAAGCCAAACACCCAUGAAGAGUGAAGUCCCAGGUGCUCCAGGCAUGGUUGAUUUGGAGCAGUUUAUUGUCCAAAAGAAUUGCUUGAAUGAGAACGAGGAUCACCCGUUUAAAUGGGUGUUCGAGGAUAACAAAGAUCUUUAUCUUGAAUCGGAUUGUGAUGCAGAGAUUUUGAUGUCAAUGACUUUUAACCAAUCCGUAAAACUUCAUUCAAUCAAAUGCCAAGGCCCUGACACCGGUCAUGCACCAAAAACGGUGAAGAUUUUCAUCAACCAACCAAACCUGAUGGAUUUUGAUGCAGGCAGGGACAACACACCAGUUCAACAGCUUCAAUUAAGUAAAGAUGAUGUCGUAGAAGGAAAUAUAAUCCCGCUAAAAUUUGUCAAGUUUCAAAGUGUCAACAAUGUAACUUUGUUUUUUUCUGACAAUCAAAGUGAUGAAGAAGUUACUCAAAUUCAACGAAUUGUAAUUUACGGGAAAACAAUUUCAACAACAAAUAUGGAAGAAUUCAAACGGAUUUCUGGAAAAAAAGGAGAAUCUCACUGAGGCGAAGCUGUGAAAUGGAAGAUUUUAUAUGAUAUUUAUGGCACCUCUAGAUGAAAAGUUUUACCAUUUUACGCUGUUUUCCCAAUCUCCUCCACCUUGAAUAAAAUACAUUACAUUGAUAGCGACGCAUACCAUGUAUUAAAGCUGGCACCAAAUCAAUACAAGGGUUUCGAACUCUGUUAUUGCGCAAUAUACAAGCAAAAUAAUCA